Cololabis saira (Pacific saury) is the source of this 360-nucleotide messenger RNA. It is a transcript of the gene syce3, whose product is annotated as synaptonemal complex central element protein 3. The transcript is spliced from 3 exons. The coding region runs from base 25 to 360 and encodes 111 amino acids. NCBI's taxonomy places the organism in Eukaryota, Metazoa, Chordata, Actinopteri, Beloniformes, Belonidae. The record is from RefSeq and is a predicted model, not a curated record. Gene Ontology annotation, biological process: spermatogenesis; reciprocal meiotic recombination; synaptonemal complex assembly.
UCGGUACACUCGCGAGUCAGUUAGAUGGCGGACUUGUCUAGUUCCCCGGCGCCUCCUAAGACGCGCAGAGACGACACGCUGGAGCUGGACGCGGAUCUGGAGAGGAUGACGGAGGACGUGGAGAACAUGUCAGUGCAGCUGAGCUGGAUGACGUACGACAUGGUGGAGCUGCGGACCCGGCCAGAGCUGGCGUUGCGCAUGCGCGAGCUGGAGGAGGCGUACCGCCGGUGCAGAGAUGCGGUCUACGGAGAGGCCUGCCAGGUGACCCCCCAGCAGCCCGGCCAGGAGCCCUGCUUGGAGCUCCCCCAGGAGCCGGACUCGGACCCCUGUCCCGGGACUGCUGCAAAACAACACACCUAA